Rotaria sp. Silwood1 is the source of this 336-nucleotide messenger RNA. The record is from the annotation of a GenBank genome assembly. Lineage: Eukaryota; Metazoa; Rotifera; Eurotatoria; Philodinida; Philodinidae.
AUGUUAUCAAAUGCAGUCAUAGCUUUAUUACCUAGUGAACGUGAAAUAAAUAGGGAAGUUAAUAAAGCACGUCGUGCUGUAACACCAACGAUUCCAACAACACAACUCUUUGAUCUGCCUGAUUUUUACACUAAAGCAUUACGGAAUAAUGAUUUUUUAAAAGCUGAUAAAUUCAUUAAUAGACGGCAGAGAAUAAUUUUAUUUGGAUCUCAUGAACAAUUAAAAAUGCUUUUUUCUGUUAAAGUAAUUCUUAUGGACGGUACAUUUUCUGCUUGUCCAAAAAUAUUCGAUCAGAUUUAUACAAUACAUUGUAUUAAAUAUAAACAAUGUCAGUAA